This is a messenger RNA of Fundulus heteroclitus (mummichog), 2468 nucleotides long. It is a transcript of the gene scdb, whose product is annotated as stearoyl-CoA desaturase b. The record is from RefSeq and is a predicted model, not a curated record. The coding region runs from base 133 to 1131 and encodes 332 amino acids. Gene Ontology annotation, biological process: response to fatty acid; unsaturated fatty acid biosynthetic process. Gene Ontology annotation, cellular component: endoplasmic reticulum membrane. The transcript is spliced from 5 exons. Gene Ontology annotation, molecular function: palmitoyl-CoA 9-desaturase activity; iron ion binding; stearoyl-CoA 9-desaturase activity. Lineage: Eukaryota; Metazoa; Chordata; Actinopteri; Cyprinodontiformes; Fundulidae.
GUUCCGUGCCGCGCCGCGACGCGCCGCCGUGUCUUCUUCCUCUGUCCCCAUCACGCUGUGCGCAGCAGCGUAUAUAACACUGAACCACACCAUCACCCCCUCUUGUUCUGCUCGCUUCCUCUCCGCAGAAACAUGACCGAGACCGUGCUCCACCGCGCCGCCAAGCAGCCGAACGGAGAUGCCAUGGCGGAAACGUCGACCGCCGACGACGUUUUCGACGACUCCUACAGAGAAAAGGAGGGGAAGAAGCCGCCGAGGGUCCUGGUGUGGAGGAAUAUCAUCAUGAUGUGCCUCCUGCAUGGUGGAGCGCUCUAUGGACUGGUUCUCCUCCCUUCCGCAUCGUGGUUAACUCUUGGAUGGACUGGAGCGUGCUACUUGAUGAGCGCUCUCGGCGUGACUGCUGGUGCGCACAGAUUAUGGAGCCACAGGUCCUACAAGGCUUCUUUUCCCCUGCGAGUCUUCCUCGCCCUUGGCAACUCCAUGGCGUUUCAGAAUGACAUUUACGAGUGGGCCAGGGACCAUCGUGUCCACCACAAGUACUCGGAGACAGACGCAGACCCUCACAACGCCAAACGGGGCUUCUUCUUCUCCCACAUUGGCUGGCUGCUGGUCCGCAAACAUCCCGACGUCAUCGAAAAGGGACAGAAGCUGGAGAUGGGAGAUCUGAGGGCGGAUAGUGUGGUGAUGUUCCAGAGACGGUACUACAAGCAGUCUGUGGUGCUGCUCUGCUUCCUCGUUCCCAUGUUGGUACCUUGGUACUUCUGGGGGGAAUCCUUGGUUGUGGGUUAUUUUGUUCCUGGACUCCUGAGGUACACCGUGGUGCUCAAUGCGACCUGGCUGGUCAACAGCGCUGCGCACAUGUGGGGCAACAGGCCAUACGACAAGACCAUCAACCCUCGGGAAAACCAAUUUGUGGCCUUGAGUGCCAUAGGGGAGGGCUUCCACAACUACCAUCACACGUUUCCCUUCGACUACUCUACCAGCGAGUUCGGCUGCAAGAUCAACCUCACCACCGCCUUCAUCAACCUCAUGUGGUUCUUGGGUCAGGCCAAAGAUUGCAAGAGCGUUUCCAGAGACACGAUCGCUGCUCGCAUCCAGCGAACGGGCGACGGCAGCUACAAGAGUGGCUGAGUACGACGGGGGGAGGCCGCGGCCACAAACUCUCAGAGUGAUGCAAACACGCCGAACCGAGACAGAACGUAGCAACAAGUGCAGCAGCAUUUCACUAGUGCGGUGGUGAUUACCAUGCUUCUUUGUGAAACUAAUAUCGGCUUGAACGAGUUGUUUCCAUUAAAAGUUGUGAAUCUCUUUUAAGUUCUGAAGUGUCUUCACCAAGUGUUUGCAACUAGUAGAGAUUUGACUACAUGUGCAAAGCAGCUUUUUCAUCCUAUUAUUAAAAAAUGUCAUUAAGAGACUGGAUGUAUUAUCUUUUUGGCAAGAUGAAAACAGCACCAACAAAAACACAUGAAUAUAAAAAAGUGUGUAAGCUAUGUGUAGAGGUAGUAGUUGCAGAAUAAUUUUCUGCACAUAUUUAUACAUUUAUUUGCUAGUUAUUAAUUGUCUUUUGCACUUUGAAGCUUUAUUGAAACCUUUAUGGUUUCUCUGCAAGCGAGACUGAAGUCACUUUGCUUUAAAUUGGAGGUGCUUUGUUGCACCCAAUGAGAUGUGGAUUUUUAACCUGGCAUUUGUAUGUUUUUCACCAAGCUUUAGUUUAUUUUGUCUCACCAAAAUAUAGAUUGGUAUGUUGGAAAUGUGACAUCAGCGCAGUCAGGCCUCCAUUUUUGCUCUUGCUAUUUUUGGCCCUGGAAGAGCACAGCUCCAAAGUGCCAUAGGUGGGGUUGCUUUGGCACCUGUAGUGUCUAGUUUUCUUAUCAAGAAGGAUAAAGUUGUCUGAUAUAACAUAUUUUUGUUCUCAUUCAGAUAAAAAGACACAUCAGACUGCAUAUUUUAAUACUUCCCUAUGAAAGCAGAUUUUUCUCUUGCAUUAAAAAAUCUUUGAGUUAUGUAAUGUUCUCCACGUCAGUAAAAAGGGCCCACGAGACAUGGAGAAGGCACAUUCUUUUUUCUUCUAAUGUGUCAUAGUACAGAAAUGUUCAGUCCAAAUGCCUUACAAUGGUUCUACACAUCCUUAAAGCUCAUAGUGCAAUAUAUACAGAUAAAACAGGCCUAACAAUUGGUGUCUUUUAGCUUUUCAACAGCAUUUAUACCCCCUGUCAAACCUGUUUGUUUAAAGUGAAAGACAAUGAAUUAAAGGAAAUCUAUUUAGACUUCUCUUUAACCAAACAAGAAUUUACCUAAAUUACACGGAAAACUUUUUAGGACAUUUUUGAAAGUACCAUUGUAAUAUUUGUCAAAAUUUUCUCUAUAACAAAACAACACUUGUAAUGUGUUGGGAAAUGGCACUUUUGUUUCAAAUGAAUGUUUUGUAUCUACUGUAUGAGAUAAAUAAACCAAACUUUUAUGCAAAA